CCAGGCAGUGAGAAAACAGUAACACAAGUAGAAAAUCUGAUUGUGGUGGAACACAUAGCAGAACAUGAUGGACAAGCUACAGAGAGACAGAAAAAACCUAAUGACAUGGGCACUGCUGUUUUACCUGGGCUCACAGGUAUGCUGUCAGCGGUGUGGUGGCCCUUGUCAGUGCCAAAGCUCUUUACCAGCCUGCCCAGAAGGUGUUCCUCUCAUUCUCGAUGGGUGCCAGUGCUGUCAGGUGUGUGCAAGACAGCAGGGUGAGGCCUGCAGUGAGCUGUAUCCAUGUGACAGUCAGCGCAGCCUGCAAUGUGACUACAGUGCCAGCUUCCCUGGAGAGCCAGGAGAGUGUGUCAGUCAGAAGGAGCUGGGCUGUGAGCAUAAUGGAGUCUCCUAUCAGGACGGCCAGGUAUUUCAGCCAUCAUGUGCUCUUCAGUGUAACUGUUUGGGUGGAGGGGUGACCUGUGUGUCCCGGUGCACUGAGGAUGUUCUCCUGCCCACCCCAGACUGCCCUCAUCCUCGAAGGGUUCAACAACCAGGAAAAUGCUGUAAAGAGUGGCUGUGUGAAAAUAUAGACAACACAGUGCUUCAGGACGCUCACACAGCUUCAGGAAGUGAUCAGACCAUGCCUGCAGACUCUGCAUACCAAACCAGACCCGGUACAAACUGCAUAGACCAGAGCUCAGAGUGGAGCGCCUGCUCACACACCUGCGGGCCUGGAAUAUCCACACGGAUUUCCAAUCAAAACCCGGCCUGUCGCCUGGAGAUGCAGAUGCGCUUGUGUAGGAUCCGACCCUGUCAGCCUGUUCUCCGGAGAAACCCACAGUGGUCAAGGAGAAAAUGUCAACCCAGCUACAGGUCAGCAAACCCAGUGCGGCUUUUCCACCAGGGCUGCUAUAGUACGCAGUUCUACAGGCCCCGUUAUUGCGGCUCAUGUAAAGACAACCGUUGUUGCACUCCUUACCGCACUGGCACGGCACUGGUCACUUUCCGCUGCCCUGGAGGAAGACUGCACAAACAUGCUGUCAUGACCAUCAACUCCUGCAUCUGCCAUAACAACUGCCCCUAUUCAUCUGGAAGGGCAUAUAGAGAGACACCCUUCUGGGGCUAGAAACGGACUCUCUUAAAGGCUGACUUUCAAUCUAGUAACUUCAUAUUGGAUGCUCUGAGUUUAAAAUUUUUUAGUUACAAGGAGCCAACUCAAGAUUUUACGUUUCAUUUCACUGAGAAAAAAAACACACACUAAAGAGCACUAAAGAACACAUAAGCCAUUUGAGAUUUGACAGCAAUGCUUUUUUUCAGGACACCGUCUUAAGACGACAGGUGUCUGUACUGGUAUCUUUGGUGUAAAUAAAAUAGUUUGUGUUUAAAAUCUACCAGACAUUUUUUCUAUUGGGUUUACACAUUGGCAGCUGUUUUACUUUGAAAAAAAAAAAAAAAACUUUACAUUUGAAAUAUACCACACAAUUAUGUAAGAGCUCUGUCUGUAUCUUUGUCUGUGUUGUGCUUAUUAUUGGACAAUUGUGGCUCUCAAUGAAUUCCAAAGCUUUUAACUCACAAAAGAUGAAAAUUAUCUAAAUCAGAUCUGAUGUUUUCUUCUCUUCAAGAAAUAGGAUUUAAGCAAAGAAAUAUCUCGUAUGUCUCGUACAGAUUUACCUGAAAUAACAUUGCACAUGAAUGCAGAAAAAUUGUUUAGUUGCUAUGUGAAAUUUAGACAAUAUUUUUUUUAGUUAAAUGUGGCAUGUUCACCUGUAUUUACUGCAGGCUUUUAUUUGAAGACUGACACUAACUGUACUUUAGUGUUUACCAAUUUCAUGCAAAACGAUUGACUGUGUAUAUAUAUGUGUAAAUACUUGUUUAUGUCUGUAUGUUUCUGUCAUUAAUACUAGAACCUUUAACAUUUGUGUUCAUUUGGAACAUUUUAUGUUUCAUUGCACUGUAAUUUGCCAUCUCACAUCUUUGCAGUCAUUUGUCAGACCUUACACAAACGGUUUUGAAAAAUCUCAUCAUAAUCAUUUCAUAAAUACUCAAUAACACA
Molecule: messenger RNA, 2035 nt
Organism: Carassius gibelio (silver crucian carp)
Lineage: Eukaryota; Metazoa; Chordata; Actinopteri; Cypriniformes; Cyprinidae
Gene: ccn5
Product: cellular communication network factor 5
Exons: 5
Coding region: 65-1108 (347 amino acids)
Biological process (GO): cell adhesion; signal transduction
Cellular component (GO): extracellular region; extracellular matrix
Molecular function (GO): heparin binding; integrin binding
Source: RefSeq, a predicted model, not a curated record